This is a messenger RNA of Brugia malayi, 348 nucleotides long. RefSeq lists its product as uncharacterized. Lineage: Eukaryota; Metazoa; Nematoda; Chromadorea; Rhabditida; Onchocercidae. The coding region runs from base 1 to 348 and encodes 115 amino acids. The transcript has 2 exons. The record is from RefSeq and is a predicted model, not a curated record.
AUGAGUGCGCUUGGCGGACAAAUUCCAGGACAUCCGGGCAUUUCCGAUGUUCUGGAUUAUUUGAAAAUAGAUCCUGCAAUGCUGCGCAUAUUACAGAAAUAUAUAACUGAAAAGGAGCAGCUGAAAGGGCAAAAUGCUCAAAAUGAAAUGGAAGAGGGACCGGUACCUCAGAAACCGGAAUUUAACGUGAAAGAGGCAGAGUGGGCUCCUCUGCCAGAAAGCGAUGAUGAAGCCGAGCAGUGGCCGUCAGGAACGGACUGGGCCCCUUUGCCAGACGAUGAAGCAGGUAUAAGUGUUAGUAGUAGAGGAUUAACUGCUUUUGAUGCUGCACUAAAUGCUGUUGUAUAA